This is a messenger RNA of Pecten maximus, 321 nucleotides long. Its product is annotated as homeobox protein ESX1-like. NCBI's taxonomy places the organism in Eukaryota, Metazoa, Mollusca, Bivalvia, Pectinida, Pectinidae. The transcript has a single exon. The coding region runs from base 1 to 321 and encodes 106 amino acids. The record is from RefSeq and is a predicted model, not a curated record.
AUGUUGCCCCAACCCAACACAAGAUGUUUCCCCCACCCACCGCUACUAGAUGUUGUCCCCAACCCACCCCUACUAGAUGUUGUCCCCAACCCACCCCUACUAGAUGUUGCCCCCAACCCACCCCUACUAGAUGUUGUCCCCAACCUAUCCCUACAAGAUGUUGCCCCCAACCCACUCCUACUAGAUGUUGUCCCCAACUCACCCCUACAAGAUGUUGCCCCAACCCAACAAAAGAUGUUGCCCCACCCACCGCUACUAGAUGUUGUCCCCAACCCACCCCUACUAGAUGUUGCCCCUAACCCACGUCUACAAGAUGUUUGA